AUGGAACCAAGAGUUGAAAGCUUCCCAGACGAAGCAUCUCUAUUACUUCCGAGGGCAAGCACAUCUAGAAGAAACCAUCACGACUCCUCCAUGACUUUCAUGCAAAGAGUUCGACGUUUGGAUGCUCACCCUUACUGGUUACUCCCAGUAGUUCUGGUGAUGUCCAUGGCGCGGGGAGUCACCAUGUCCCCUCGAAUACAAGUAUACAAGGCAAUUGCCUGCCGAGCGCUGUCAGAUGGCUCCCAGGGAGCGGAUUUAAAUCUCUUGACACUGGCUGGCUGUGGCGAUGCAGACGUCCAAGCUCGCGCGGUGCGUAUACAAGCUUCCGUUGUAACAAUCAUGAGCGUCCUGAGCGCAAUCUCAACUGGGUUUUGGAGUCGUGCUGGUGAUGCUCGCGGUCGGAAACCUAUCCUAUGCGUUUUCAUUAUUGGGGCGGUCCUUAUGGAGGCGGUAUUCGUUCUCGUCAUGAGACCCCAAUCUUUCUUUGGAAAAUAUGCCGAGCAUUUAAUUCUCGUCGGUCCCAUACUCGAAGGAUUUGUUGGUGGACUGUCGACAUUCAAUGGGGUGGUUCAUGCGUAUGUCUCUGACUGCACGAGACAUGGAUCUCGUUCGAAGAUUUUCUCGACAAUACAAGGGAUCGUUUUUGUCGGCUUGGCAAUCGGACCAUGGGUCGGUGGUCUCUUCCUCCCGCCAACAGGCUACAACGAUGGAUUUUUCUUCGUCAGCAUCAGCCUUAUGCUCGGGACGCUGCUAUACGUCCUCUUUAUUUGCCCAGAAUCUCUGCAGCACCGUCCGGUGGAUAAUACAUAUAUUCAGGACGAACUGCAAUUCAAGACCUCUCCAGUUUUGGUUGCUCGGCGCAUGUUCACGAAGUUUAUUUCCGCACUGCUAUCUCCCAUUGCAAUGUUUGCUCCAAGGACCGUUCCGGGCCAAGGACCUCGGCCAAAUUAUAAUAUGACGUUCUUGGGCUUGGGCCUUUUCAUCUAUCUUGUUUCUACUGGCGUUUACUCCGCCAAGUACCUCUACGCCCAACACGUAUAUACUUGGACGACUGCCCAGUUGGGAUAUUACAUGUCGGUAUUGUGGAUAUCUCGAGCAUUCAAUCUACUUGUCUUCCUUCCAAUCGUCAUUUCCUACCUCAAGCCCAAACGCACGAGUACUCCAGGGACCAAUCCGAACUCGCGUGACAUUGGCGCAGAAUUGAAGUUUGACCGAUACCUAGCUCAAGCGUCGCUAGGAGUAGACGGAUUCGCAGAUUCACUCGUCGCCAUAACGUCAAACAAGUCCCAAGCAACUUUCAUUGGGCUUUCUACCCUGUCCUCUUUCACAUCUGGGGGGAAUCCAGCACUUCAUUCCUUGGGUGCGGUUUGUAUCCAUGCUUGUGGAUACGGAUCCGAGGUGGGAGCCCUUUUUGGAGCUAUUGGAGUUUUAUCCGCGAUUGCACACACAAUUUCGCCAUACAUCUACGCCCUCACAUACAGCUCUACAGUAGCCAAUUUCCCGCAAGCCAUCUUCGUCCUUGCCGCGUGUUUACUCUUCUCCGCCGUUGCCUUGCUGAACCGUGUUCAACCCAUCGAAGGGGAGGUUGCGGAACACGAGCCUUCAACAACGGAGGUUGUUUAUAGGUCAAUACCCGACGUAGAAGGAGACCUCCACGAAGAGCUGGAACCGUGA
This is a messenger RNA of Laccaria bicolor S238N-H82, 1674 nucleotides long. RefSeq lists its product as uncharacterized. Gene Ontology annotation, biological process: transmembrane transport. The transcript is spliced from 12 exons. Gene Ontology annotation, molecular function: transmembrane transporter activity. Gene Ontology annotation, cellular component: membrane. The coding region runs from base 1 to 1674 and encodes 557 amino acids. The record is from RefSeq and is a predicted model, not a curated record. Lineage: Eukaryota; Fungi; Basidiomycota; Agaricomycetes; Agaricales; Hydnangiaceae.